CUUUUCCUCACAGAUUAAGUGAGGAAACAUGGAGGGUGAAAGAAUCAUUUAAAAUAACUUCUUUUGAAAUCUGAGGAUUUAAAAUACCAAACAUCAAAGCUAUAUUUCAAACUGGAAGUUAAAUUUAAUCGUCUGUUUAAAAAAAAAAAAAAUAUGUGGAGUUGUUUGACUCAUCGUAAACACAGGCAGCACCCACCUUUUGGCUGCUAACAAGUCUUAGUUAUUUUUGUUUAGCUGAAGUCUCAGAGAGCUGUUUGGAAAUUUCAAAUGCCUUGUGCUAUUUGUGGGUUUGACCCUCCUCCCUGUCUCCUCCUACUCCUCCCUCUCCUCCUCCUCCCCCGGUGUGUUCUUCCUCUAUGGUCCUCUAGUCACCUGACCAAACGCCAUGCAAAUCACUCUGCUGCUAGAGCCUCAUUGGCCGCUUGUGGCUCAUUUAACCGCUGUCACUGUGCAUCAUAUGGCCGCCGCUUUAACUAACUUCUCAACUCCGACAGGGAAAGUGGCUCCAAUGCGCAUUCUCUCACAGUGGAUGUGAAGACAGGCUGAAAUACCGGUUGGAGAAAAUUUUAUUUCCCUUUUCGGAUUAAUUUUCCUCUCGUGUUUGAUUCAUUUUGGGUUAGAAUUUCCAUCUUGAAAGCCAGCCCUGCUGUGCGCACUCGACCCUGUGCGCGCCUGAGCUAUCUUGAAAAAGACUUUUUCUCUGUUGGUGGUGAAGUUUAAAUCCAGGUGAAUGUAUAGCAUGAUGAUGGAAACUGACCUCCAUUCCCCCGGCCCCCAAACGAACACAACCACGGGGCAAACGGGGCCGAACAGCGGGUCCAAAGCGAACCAGGAACGCGUGAAGAGACCGAUGAACGCGUUCAUGGUUUGGUCCCGCGGGCAGCGCAGGAAGAUGGCACAGGAGAAUCCCAAAAUGCACAACUCUGAGAUCAGCAAGCGACUGGGCGCCGAGUGGAAGGUGAUGUCCGAGGCUGAGAAGCGCCCUUUCAUCGACGAGGCGAAAAGGUUGCGCGCCAUGCACAUGAAGGAGCAUCCGGAUUACAAGUACCGGCCCAGAAGGAAGACCAAGACGCUGCUGAAAAAGGACAAAUACUCCCUCGCCGGUGGACUGCUAUCUGGGCCCGCCGGGGGCGGUGGAGUUGGUUUAGGAGUUGGAAUGAGUUCAACCGGGGUCGGGCAGAGGUUAGAGAGCCCCGGGGGUCACGGAGGCUCGGCCAGCUCCGGCUACGCACACAUGAACGGCUGGGCGAACGGUGCGUACUCGGGGCAGGUGGCUGCAGCCGCAGCGGCCGCUGCAAUGAUGCAGGAGGCUCAGCUCGCCUACAGCCAGCACCCGGGCAGCGGGGCGCACCACCACCACCACUCACACCACCAUCACUCACACAACCCGCAGCCCAUGCACCGCUACGACAUGACGGCGCUGCAGUACAGCCCCAUCUCGAACUCUCAGAGCUACAUGAACGCUUCUCCAUCCGGCUACGGCGGGAUCACCUACACGCAGCACCAGGGCUCCGGCGUCUCCUCCUCGGCUGCCAUGGGAACGUUAGGGUCGCUGGUGAAGUCGGAGCCGAGUGUAAGCCCUCCCGUCAGCAGCACACACUCUCGGGGUCCGUGCCCCGGAGACUUGAGAGAGAUGAUAAGCAUGUAUUUACCGACCGGAGAGCCGGGGGACCCGUCAAUGCAGAGUAGACUCCACGCGUUGCCGCAGCAUUACCAGAGCGCAGCGGCUGGAGUGAACGGGACGGUCCCUCUAACACACAUUUAGACUCCCCGAAUAAUUGAAAACUGCAAACGAACACAUAACCAAAUAUUUACCUCUUUUCUAAACCACCCGGCCCCGAGAACUACCUGCAUUUUGUACAGAAUGUUUAUUGUAAAUGAAGGUAAAUAGCAGAUUCAUCUCGGCUCUUUUGGAUUAGCCACCAGUGGAAUUAUAUUACGAAUAUGAAGCUGAGAUAUUGGUUAUUGUGCUCUCAUCUUUUUGUCCAUCACUUCAGUCUUUAGUUGAGGGAUCCGCCAGCUUCACAUGCUGGUGUUUGGUUUAAUUGUCUCAUAAUUUUCUUUUUUGGGGGGAGGGGACUUCUUGUAAGUUAUUGAAAAUGAGAAAACGUGUCAUAAUCUUAAGAAAGUGCUUUAAAAGAAAUGGGAAAGUCACAUUCUUUCAAAACAUUUGUGUUCAUUUGCAGAAGCCUGUGUCUUAAUUCUUGGAAACCAUCUUUUUAUUGUAACACUAAUUAUUGUAAAUUGUGAAUAAUUUUAAUAUUUCAAAGAUGACGGGCAACUGCUGUUGUAAUUUAAGUGCUUUUCUGUAAGUGAAAAGCCCUGAUUAUUGCAAUGAAGAAGAAUUGAAUAAAUUUCACAAGAUCUUGCUUUGAUUCUUAAGACGACCGUCUUACAUUGAUUAUUUUUGGAUGAUUUUCCACCUCCUUUACCGCCUUUAGGACGCAUGAAUAUCACUGAAUCUCCUCUCGAGUAAAAUAACCACCUGUUUAAAAUUUCACACCGCUGCUGCGCACAGAUCCCACGAGCUUGUAGUUGGCCUAAUUGUGGAGUAAUUGUUUUCUAACUGUGCGUAAUUGUGCGUAAAAACUUGAGGCCCUGGAGGAAACCUUAUCGAUAGGUUGAGCUUGUUUCGGGUUCCAAACAUUUAUACAUUAGAAAUUUAACAAACUAAAAAUAUUUUUUUAUAUCUUUGUUACAUUUUAGUUUCAUGCAGGCCAAGCUUGUUUAAAGCUUGAAUGGAAAAUUUUAACGCCAGGCAAAAUGAUUAACUUCUAUAAAGUACCCUAUUCCCAAGCUUUGUUCUGAUUUUAAAUCAUCAUUAUUUUGGCAAAAUUUUGGAAGAACAUUUUCUCAAAAUAACUGACUACAAAGACUGUCCAUGAAGGCCUCAAUUCAGGAUUUGUUUUCUACAAAAAUUGACGUUCAAAAUAUUUCAUUUUCCCUUUUAAAGUGGCUGAAGAGAUUAGACUGUGUCCGCAAAAACAACAAAACAAUGACCAAAUAAUAAAUAAUAAUAAAAAUAAACGUGCAGUGAAGCAG
Molecule: messenger RNA, 3042 nt
Organism: Xyrichtys novacula (pearly razorfish)
Lineage: Eukaryota; Metazoa; Chordata; Actinopteri; Labriformes; Labridae
Source: the annotation of a GenBank genome assembly